This is a messenger RNA of Ochotona curzoniae (black-lipped pika), 930 nucleotides long. RefSeq names its product olfactory receptor 7A10-like. Gene Ontology annotation, biological process: G protein-coupled receptor signaling pathway. Lineage: Eukaryota; Metazoa; Chordata; Mammalia; Lagomorpha; Ochotonidae. Bases 1 to 930 code for a protein of 309 amino acids. Gene Ontology annotation, molecular function: G protein-coupled receptor activity; olfactory receptor activity. Gene Ontology annotation, cellular component: membrane. The transcript has a single exon. The record is from RefSeq and is a predicted model, not a curated record.
AUGGAACCAAGGAACCACACAUGGGUUGUGGAAUUCCUUCUCCUGGGACUUUCAGAAGACCCAGGAUUGCAGCCUCUCAUCUUCAUGCUAUUCCUUUCCAUGUACCUGGUCACUGUCAGUGGGAACCUGCUCAUUGUCCUGGCCAUCCUCUCAGACCCACACCUCCACACACCCAUGUACUUAUUCCUCGCCAACCUGUCCAUGGUGGACAUUUGCUUCACUUCCACCACUGUCCCCAAGAUGCUGGUGAACAUCCAAACACAGAGCAGAGUCAUAAGCUAUGCAGCCUGCAUCACACAAAUGUUCUUCUUCCUAUUAUUUGUAGCGCUGGACAACUUUCUGCUGGCCACGAUGGGCUAUGACCGGUUUGUGGCCAUCUGUCAUCCUCUACACUAUACAGUCAUCAUGACCCCCCAGCUCUGUGUGCAGCUGGUUCUGGGGUGCUGGACCAUCAGUGUCCUGUAUGCCUUGUUAAACAUCUUACUGGUGCCGAGGCUGAGCUUCUGUACACACGUGGAUAUCCCCCACUUCUUCUGUGAGAUAAAUCAGGUGGUCCACAGAGCCUGUUCUGACACCUUUCUCAAUGACCUCAUGGUGUAUUUUUCUGCUGUGUUGCUGGGAGGAGGUCCCCUGGCUGGGAUCCUGUACUCUUACUCCAAGAUUGUCUCCUCCAUCCGUGCCAUCUCAUCAGCUCAGGGCAAGUAUAAAGCCUUUUCAACCUGUGCCUCUCACCUUUCUGUUGUUUCAUUGUUUUAUGGAACAGGACUGGGUGUAUACCUCAGCUCAACUGCUGUACACAACUCACACUCACCUGCAGCAGCCUCAGUGAUGUACACAGUGGUCACCCCCAUGUUGAACCCCUUUAUCUACAGUCUCAGGAAUAAUGAUAUCCAGAGGGCAGUGAAAAUACAUCUGAGGAAAAUCUUCUGA